Molecule: messenger RNA, 2399 nt
Organism: Saimiri boliviensis boliviensis (Bolivian squirrel monkey)
Lineage: Eukaryota; Metazoa; Chordata; Mammalia; Primates; Cebidae
Gene: EVL
Product: Enah/Vasp-like
Biological process (GO): protein homotetramerization; actin polymerization or depolymerization; positive regulation of actin filament polymerization
Cellular component (GO): cytoskeleton
Molecular function (GO): SH3 domain binding; profilin binding; actin binding
Source: RefSeq, a predicted model, not a curated record
GCCUCAAGCUCGGCGCUCCCGGAGGCGCGGACCGUGGGGCCCCGCGCCUUUUGUGUCGGGCUUCGAGCGCCGCGCGCGCUCAUUCACCUCAGCGGCCGCGGGCGGAAGAGCGCACGCGCGCGUCGUCCCAUCGCCGGGCUGCGGGGCGCACAGCCACGCACGCAACCUCGGGCUCGGCUACUGGGCUCAGUGAGAUUAGCCCGAGCGCCCGCUCGCCUCUCCCUCGAGGACUCGGAGCCGCCGGCACGCUCGCCAGGAGCCGCCGCCCCGAGUCUCAGGCUGACGCGCACGCGCUCCCGCCGCCCGGACCGCAGCCGGCUCGCCGCCUCCCACUGCCGCUCCCCACCUCCCAGCCGCGGCCCCCGGACACGCGCCCGCGCACACGCCGGCCCGGGCACGCGCCCGCCAAGAUGGCAGGGGCCGGGGCCCAGCUGUCAGUCGCCGCCGCCGCGGCCCUUCCCCGCAGCUAGCGGCCCCGACGCCCGCCAGGAGAAGAUGAGCCCCCGCCGCCCCCCGCAGCCCAGUCAGACGCGGAGCCGCCGCGCCCGGGGCCGGCUCCCCCGCUAGCGCCCGCGCCCCGCGCCCCGCGCCCCGCCGCCGCCGCCGCCGGGUUGCCCCUGGCCCGGCGCGCCCGUUCCCGGCAGCGACAAUGAGUGAACAGAGUAUCUGCCAAGCCCGGGCUUCCGUGAUGGUCUAUGAUGACACCAGUAAGAAAUGGGUACCAAUCAAGCCUGGCCAGCAGGGAUUCAGCCGGAUCAACAUCUACCACAACACUGCCAGCAACACCUUCAGAGUCGUUGGAGUCAAGCUACAGGAUCAGCAGGUCGUGAUCAAUUAUUCAAUCGUGAAAGGGCUGAAGUACAAUCAGGCCACGCCAACCUUCCACCAGUGGCGAGAUGCCCGCCAAGUCUAUGGCUUAAACUUUGCAAGUAAAGAAGAGGCGACCACAUUCUCCAAUGCAAUGCUGUUUGCCCUGAACAUCAUGAACUCCCAAGAAGGAGGCCCCUCCAGCCAGCGUCAGGUGCAGAAUGGCCCCUCUCCUGAUGAGAUGGACAUUCAGAGAAGACAAGUGAUGGAGCAGCACCAGCAGCAGCGUCAGGAAUCUCUAGAAAGAAGAACCUCGGCCACAGGGCCCAUCCUCCCACCGGGGCAUCCCUCAUCUGCAGCCAGCGCCCCCAUCUCAUGUAGUGGGCCUCCACCACCACCCCCACCCCCUGUCCCACCUCCACCCACGGGGGCUACACCACCUCCCCCACCCCCAUUGCCAGCCGGAGGAGCCCAGGGGGCCAGCCAUGACGAGAGCUCCAUGUCAGGACUGGCUGCUGCCAUAGCUGGAGCCAAGCUGAGAAGAGUCCAACGGCCAGAAGAUGCAUCUGGAGGCUCCAGUCCCAGUGGGACCUCAAAGUCCGAUGCCAACCGGGCAAGCAGCGGGGGUGGCGGAGGAGGCCUCAUGGAGGAAAUGAACAAACUGCUGGCCAAGAGGAGAAAAGCAGCCUCCCAGUCAGACAAGCCAGCUGAGAAGAAGGAAGAUGAAAGCCAAAUGGAAGAUCCUAGUACCUCCCCCUCUCCGGGGACCCGAGCAGCCAGCCAGCCACCUAACUCCUCAGACGCUGGCCGGAAGCCCUGGGAGCGGAGCAACUCGGUGGAGAAGCCUGUAUCCUCGAUUCUGUCCAGAACCCCGUCUGUGGCAAAGAGCCCCGAAGCUAAGAGCCCCCUUCAGUUGCAGCCUCACUCUAGGAUGAAGCCUGCUGGGAGCGUGAAUGACGUGGCCGUGGAUGCCUUCGACUUGGACCGGAUGAAGCAGGAGAUCCUAGAGGAGGUGGUCAGAGAGCUCCACAAGGUGAAGGAGGAGAUCAUCGAUGCCAUCAGGCAGGAGCUGAGUGGGAUCAGCACCACGUAGGGGGCCAGCUGUGCUGCGCUGCGAUGUCGAGCCCAUCUGGCGAUGGAGGACAGCCAGGAGCCCAGGCAGCCCCAGACUCCAGCGCACCAGAGCACACACGGGAGCCCAGGUGCACUGCCGAGAAACCUCCCGACCUGUGAUCACACGUUACAGUGAGGAAACCAAGUGCAACUCCUGGAUUUUUUUAGAUUCUACCUGACACAGAACACCAGGUCUACUUGUCUUUUUUGUAUUUUAUAUUUGCUUAUUUAAGUGUACAUUUCUUUUGGUUUAUAGAGAGACACCCCUAAAUCACCUGCUUCAUUAGAUGGUUUCCAGGUUUUCUCCCAGGUGAUGCUGUUAGCGCCUCAGCUGGCAGUGACAGCCGGCCCGGUGUGGCGCCACCGUGCACUGCAGAGCUGUCCAGCACAGCUCCGUCCCCAGCGAUCAUGGUGUUGAAAUUGUCUGUUAUGCACCACGGUGUCUGUGUUCACACAGUAAUAAAGGUUUACUGUCCGCA